CAGAGGAACACCAAGUCAAGUUGUGCAAGUUCUGUAGUUUGGGUGUCUGUAUCUAUUCAGCAUGAAGUGGGCUUGCCUCUUCUUUCUUCUUGGAUACCUGGUCACUGAUGAACAUGUUCUGCCUGCUACAGCCUCCAAACAAUUUCGAGAUGUGAUGACUCAUGGGACAGCGACUUCUCGUAACAAGUAUCACCACAGGCUAAAUCACUGGUAUUCUGACCAUAAUAACUGGAAUGAAAAGCUUUACCCCUUCUGGGAGAAAGGAGACCCCAGAUGGAAAAACUGCUGGAAAGGGGGAAAAGUAGUAGCCAAUUUGACCAGUGAUAGCCCAGCUCUGGUAGGAUCCAAUGUGACAUUUACUGCAAUGCUAAAAUUUCCCAGAUGUCAGAGGGAAGAUAAUGACAGCAAUAUAAUAUAUGAUCGAAAGUGCCUAAACGAUUCUUCAGUUUUUUCUGAUGAAUAUGUUUAUAAUUGGACCCAAUGGAUUGAUGACUGUAGCUGGCUAAACUGCACAUAUAACAACAGCUACGGUGUUUUCCCAGAUGGAAGACCGUUCCCUCGCCACCACGGCUGGAGGAGAAGGAAUUUCAUCUACAUAUUUCACACACUUGGCCAGUAUUAUCAAAAGAAAGGAGGCUCAUCAGUUAUGGUGUCGAUCAAUACAACAAAUAUCACUGUUGGUAAACAAAUAAUGGAGUUGGUAGUUUAUAGAAGGGGUUAUCGGUCAUAUGUACCAGUAACCACAACAAAUGUUAUUUAUGUUGUAACAGAUCAAAUCCCCUUCUCUGUGAAAAUAUCCCAGAAGAACAAUCGCAAUGUUUCAGACUUUAUCUUCAUCAAGGACAUCCCCAUUAUGUUUGAUGUUCAGAUUCAUGAUCCCAGCCACUACCUGAAUCAUUCUGCUAUUUCCUACCAUUGGAAUUUUGGGGAUGGCAGUGGUUCAUUUGUUUCUAACAAUUCUGAUUCAACACAUACAUACACACUUCUGGGAAAUUUCAGUGCUAACUUGUCUGUUCAAGCUAUUAUACCUGCACCUUGUGGGCCAGUGACAGCUUCUCCUUUAUCUACAUUUCCAGUAGUUACCCAGUUCCCUUCGAAUGCAACUCCCACCUCUCCUAGUUUAACUGAGUUGCUUACAGGACAGCCCCCUGUUGAACGAUGCAAUAUCACUCGAUAUGGAACUUACACAGCCUCACUUACCAUUGUAGAGGGGAUCCUUGAGGUAAACAUUAUCCAAAUGACAAGUGUCCAGAUGACAGCUACUCAAGUUGGAAACUCAGUGGUUGAUUUCGUAGUAACCUGUCAAGGGAGUCUACCUACAGACGCCUGCACAUUAAUUGCUGAUCCCACAUGUACGAUUUUACAGAGUGAGUCAUGUCACCCUGUUGAUGUUGCUGAUGUGUGUUUCCUGACCAUAAGAAGAGCCUUCAAUGAAUCUGGAACCUAUUGUGUCAACAUCACACUGGCUGAUGCAACAAGUCUAGCACUCACAAGUACUCUGAUCUCCAUCAAUGGAGCUGAAGCAUCCUUUUCAAGGACAGCAGAAGGAAUUCUGGUUACUUGUGGUUUCUUGGUGGUGUUUGCUGUUUUUUUGACCUUCUUCCUUUACAAGAGAUACAAAGAAUAUAAACCCAUUGAAAGAAAAAUAGGUCAAGAGAAAUCUGGUGAAGGACUGAGUGUUUACUUCAAUAACGUCAAGGCUGUUUUCUUCCCGGGAGGCAAUGAGAGAGACCCUCUGCUGAAAAGCAAGGGGGGAAUCGUCUAAUUCUCCAGGCUGACAUUUUACAGUUGCAUAUAUCUCAAGCUUUACACUGACCUGUAAUUCAAUGUAGGGAUGCUGUUAAAAAGGGAGGGGAGAUGGUAUACGUGCAUUACAUACAGAAUAAAAGCUAUUGUUCAAUUCACUUGGAAGUAUAAAAUAGCAUCAUGCAGAAAGAAACGUAUUUUACUUGCUUAUCUUGGAUAUGCUAUAAUGUAUCAGUUAAUAAACCAUUUAU
Molecule: messenger RNA, 1997 nt
Organism: Python bivittatus (Burmese python)
Lineage: Eukaryota; Metazoa; Chordata; Lepidosauria; Squamata; Pythonidae
Gene: GPNMB
Product: glycoprotein nmb
Biological process (GO): cell adhesion
Cellular component (GO): plasma membrane
Molecular function (GO): integrin binding
Source: RefSeq, a predicted model, not a curated record